CUUUGGUCUGCGAUUAAUAAUAACCUCCAAAGCCACCGGGAUCGCAGAGGAGCAGAAAGGUUCGCGCUUUGCCUGUCAAGCAAGCACGCCGAGAACACGAGGCCAGCUGUCCGCUGGUCGAGCAGAUGCUGUUGAGCUGAGGCGGUCGACUGGUAGGAGGCUGCCUUUCAGCAACGCCAUCUUCUGUCAGCCAGAGUGAUCGGCGUUGUGGUAUUUUUGACCAGUGUCAAGACAGGCUCAGCUUCUUCCUCGAUAUCACGGGACCGGCCCUCAGUGUGUGGUCUCGCGAGCAAGCAUCAACGGACGAUUGCAACAACCACGUCCAAGGCCGACACGACAAAUGGUCCCAUCGAUUUUCUACAAAAUAAAAAGCAUCAGCCCGCAGCACCUGCAGUACUGCAGCACACGAGGAGCACCCGCUUGUUCCGUUUUGACCCCAGCGAAUCUUUUUGUUGGCACUCCAGGCGCAGCCUGUCGCUCCGUUCGGCUGGCACGGCUAACUGUCUGCAUUGAGCCAUCAAAUACACACUGACCAUGAGCACCCACCACGGAGAUGUCAAGCGUUUGUGAUUCAGACCGCAGGCUUCGCUGCACAGUCAGUUCAGCAGUGUGCUUGACAACAGAUUGCGAUGCGCAGCUAAACAGUCGCGCACCGGGUCAAGCUAGAGGUUCUUAUCAAUCCAUCUUGUCCGCCGGGAGAGCUUCUAGAAGGCGCAAGGCCCUCGGCGCAGCACAUGCAAAAAUUGCAGAAUAGCCUGGCUGUUUUUUCCCCUGUUACUUGUACUGUUGCUCGCUCUCGCCACGUCGUUCUCGCCUGGUCCCCGCUCUCGCCCCAUUGGUUGUUUCAGAGCACGUCCGGGCGAUCACGACCAACCGAAAUCACCGGCUCCGCACUUCCCUGACUCGUGCCGUCCAGCACAAGCUGCUUGGAGCCGGAAUACCCUCAGCCUUGAUACACAUAGCUAGAGCCCAUCACCUUCCUGCUCGCCGGGUUCAUAUGACGACAAUCUUGAUGGCGACGAUGCGUGGCUUGCCGGACGACGUCAGCUACGGUAAGCAUUGACUGGAGGAUCCCCGGAUCGACCGUCUGAUGUGUACAAUCCGUCCUGCCUUGAGCCUGUUCUCCAUUGCCUCUGCCGGACGAAUACGAAGGCAACAAAGAGACGAAGAGGGACGAUUGUGUCCGAUUGUGUGGCAUACAAUCUGUGGAAAUUCUUCCAAAAUUUCAAGCCCGUUUGAUCGACUUUGAAACACAAAGAAGUUGAAGCAAGCUCCGGUACGGCCGCUAGCACACAUCAUGGAGAUUUUUGUCAGAGUUCCAAAGGUAUUUUGGUGUCGCAUGUAUAUGGCCUGCUUCACGCAUGAUGUAUGGACCAGUUGCUAAGGUUAGCCAGGGUCUGUGCCGUCUGCCAGCUGGACGACGAGAGUCGCAUGGAUUCUUGAAGUCUCUCAAGGUAUCUGCGGAGAGGCGCGAGCGCCGCUCGUCGUUACAGAGGGGCUGCCUUUUCCAGGUCUCUUGUGCGUCCCUGUCGGGGCGGCCUGAGUGUGGAGUGACUGCAACACGAGAGACGGCUUCGGCACUUUCGACGGAAUGCCACGUGCCUAUUGCCAAUGUGUCUCCUAGAAUCAAACGCCAACGAUGUACAUGUUGCAUGCUGCUACUGACUGGCUGAUUCGAGAAUCAAAACAUCUUACUGUGGGACCAAUACAAGCGCUCGUUAAGCUCAAAUGGCUCCCCAACUCGACCAGUUUCUUCUGGCUCUCAAGAUGCGCAUGGUAGCUGGCUUGUAAUAAACUUGGCACAUAUACCCAUCGCACUGUGUAAUGUGCUUGAUGCGCUGGCCUAGAUGUUGCAAUUGUGCAAAUUGUUUUGCAUAAUUUGUUUGCAUUUCCUUUUCGAAUCCUGAAUAAAGUGUCGCGUGUCAAUCAUGCCUGAAUGCAAUUUUCC
Molecule: messenger RNA, 1948 nt
Organism: Verruconis gallopava
Lineage: Eukaryota; Fungi; Ascomycota; Dothideomycetes; Venturiales; Sympoventuriaceae
Exons: 2
Coding region: 1362-1673 (103 amino acids)
Source: RefSeq, a predicted model, not a curated record